AUGGAGGACAACAGUGAAAUCACGUUAGAUCAGCUAACCGGUGAAGCUCAACGCCUGCUUAACCUGCGCCAAGAUAGCAACCUUAUCUCAAACACUGCGCAUGAAGUAAACGCAGUGAGAAAGAAUGAGACGAAACAACAAAACAUCAAAGGAGGUGGCAAGGAAGCGAAAGCAAUGCCGCAGCAGCAUGUGAUUCAGCUAUUUCCAUCGUUGUUCUCGAACGAACUUGGUCGUUGUGAUAAGACGAAAAUUAGUCUACAGUUGGAGGAUGACGUGAAUCCUGUAUUUCGCCCGAAACGUCCAGUAGCGUAUGCUAUGCAGUCGAUGGUUGAAGAUGAAUUGACCAGGUUAGAGCACAAUUUCGGAAAUGCCGACAUACUGUCCAGGUUAAUGGACCGACACGAGAAACCGGAGGAGGACUACGUUAUUGCUAGUAUUCAGCUAGAGGAUGAUAUUAAUCAUCUAGUAACCAGUGCUACUCAAGCCCUACCGUUGAACUUUAAAGAUUUGGAGCGUGGUACACAAGCAGAUCCUUUGUUAAGGAAGGUGUUCCAGUUCGUCCAGAAUGGUUGGCCAAAGGGUGAAGAGAAGACUGAGGACCUAAAGCAAUUCUUCGCACGACGAGAGGCCUUAUCUACGGUUGGAAAAUGCCUCUUAUACGGAGAACGGGUAGUAGUUCCCGCGAAUCUUCGGAAUCGAGUGUUAAAACUGCUACACAAGGGUCAUCCUGGAGUAUGCCGCAUGAAGGCGCUUGCAAGAGGGUAUGUGUAUUGGCCGAAAUUCGACAGCGAAAUCGAGAAUGCAGUGAAGACGUGUCAGUCGUGUGCAAGUGCGGCGAAAUCUCCAGAGCAUUGCAUACCAGUAGAUUGGCCAAAAACUACAGGCUCCUGGCAGCGUAUUUACGUUGACUACGCUGGACCUAUGGAGGGAGAGUAUUAUUUUCUGGUUGUAGAUUCCUACUCGAAAUGGCCGGAAAUAAUACCAACGCGUCAAACCACAGCACAAGCGACAGUUCAAAUGUUACGGGGAUUGUGUGCACGGUUUGGUAUACCAGAAACUGUCGUAAGCGAUAGUGGAACACAGUUUACAAGUUCUAAGUUCCGUGACUUUUGUAUGGAGAAUGGUAUUCAUCACGUGCAGACUGCGCCAUACCACCCGCAGUCAAACGGCCAAGCCGAAAGUGAGAAGAAUCAAAAUCAAAAUCAAAAGAAAUCUCAGGGAAUUUUCGUUAAUCAUGUCACGAAAAACACUGCUAAAAGGAAAUUUAUCUCUAUCAUAAUCAAUGGCAUAACUACAUCACUCCAACUGGACACCGCAAGUGACAUAACAGUUAUUUCUAAAACAACAUGGCAACAUUUGGGUCAACCGAAACUUUCUCAAGCAUCCAUUGAAGCAUCGAAUGCAUCGGGAGAACAACUCAAGCUUAUCGGUGAAUUCGAAUGCGAGGUUAUCCUUAAUGCGAUUACAGAGAAAUGUGUUUGUUUUGUUACAUCAUCACCAGUCCUAAAUGUUAUAGGUAUAGAUUGGAUAGAUAGGUUUAAUCUAUGGGCAAUUCCCUUCGAUGUACUGUGUAAGAAAGUUUCAUCAGCAUGUCCAAAGGAUCGAAUAGUACAGCUUCAAUCGAAAUAUCCAACAGUUUUCGAUGAUUCGCUUGGACAUUGCACAAAAACGAAGGUGAAACUGUUUCUGAAGCCCAAUGUAAAACCAGUUUUCUGUCCAAAACGACCAGUACCAUUCAAUACUAUCGCUCUUGUGGAUGCGGAACUAUCAAGACUACAAUCACUAGGCAUCAUCACACCAAUAGACUUUUCGGAGUGGGCUGCUCCGAUAGUAGCCAUUCGCAAGCCUAAUGGUAAAGUUCGAAUUUGUGCGGAUUAUUCGACGGGGCUUAACGAAGCUUUAGAGUCAAAUCAUUAUCCUCUACCUACUCCUGAAGAAAUUUUUGCACAGUUGAACGGAAGUGUUGUAUUCAGCAUAGUCGAUUUGUCCGAUGCAUACCUACAAGUAGAAGUAGAAGACGAAUCUAAACACCUUCUUACGAUCAACACACAUAGAGGUCUUUUUCAGUUCAACCGUCUCGCACCGGGAGUCAAAUCAGCACCUGGAGCUUUUCAAAGACUAGUUGACGGUAUGAUUGCUGACAUUCCUGGCGUUAGAACAUUUCUAGAUGAUGCUAUAAUUUUCGGUAAAACUUGGGAGGCACACAAGCAAUCAUUAGACACAUUUCUUCAGCGUUUAAAAGAAUAUGGCUUCCACGUCAAGCUGGAAAAAUGUCAUUUCUAUCAAACUGAAAUUGUCUAUUUGGGGCAUGUGGUAGAUCGCAACGGCAUACGUCCUGACCCAGAGAAGCUGAAAACCAUCGCAUCUAUUCCAGCACCAACGAACAUUUCCGAAUUAAGAUCGUUCUUAGGAGCUGUGAAUUUCUACGGCCGAUUUGUGAGAAACAUGCAUGAACUCAGACACCCGUUAGAUCAAUUGCUAAAGAAGGAUACGAAGUGGAAGUGGAAUUCGGAUUGUCAGACAUCGUUCGAAAAAUUCAAGAAAGUACUGCAAUCUGACUUACUGUUGACACAUUAUGAUCCGAAUCUUCCUAUCAUCGUUGCAGCAGAUGCGUCUAGCACCGGCGUUGGCGCAGUCAUUUUUCAUAAAUUUCCGAACGGAUAUUUGAAAGCCAUUCAACAUGCUUCAAGAACAUUAACGUCUGCAGAACAAGGCUACGGACAACCGGAAAAAGAAGCUCUGGCUCUUACUUAUGGGGUAACCAAUUUCAUAAGUACUUACUUGGUCGGAAAUUUACUCUUUUAA
Anopheles merus is the source of this 2805-nucleotide messenger RNA. RefSeq lists its product as uncharacterized. Gene Ontology annotation, molecular function: nucleic acid binding. Gene Ontology annotation, biological process: DNA integration. The record is from RefSeq and is a predicted model, not a curated record. The coding region runs from base 1 to 2805 and encodes 934 amino acids. The transcript is spliced from 4 exons. NCBI's taxonomy places the organism in Eukaryota, Metazoa, Arthropoda, Insecta, Diptera, Culicidae.